Dama dama (fallow deer) is the source of this 5239-nucleotide messenger RNA. RefSeq names its product gamma-aminobutyric acid type B receptor subunit 2 (gene GABBR2). Gene Ontology annotation, cellular component: membrane; G protein-coupled receptor heterodimeric complex. The record is from RefSeq and is a predicted model, not a curated record. Lineage: Eukaryota; Metazoa; Chordata; Mammalia; Artiodactyla; Cervidae. The transcript is spliced from 19 exons. The coding region runs from base 1 to 2829 and encodes 942 amino acids. Gene Ontology annotation, biological process: gamma-aminobutyric acid signaling pathway; G protein-coupled receptor signaling pathway. Gene Ontology annotation, molecular function: G protein-coupled GABA receptor activity.
AUGGCUUCCCCGCCUAGCUCCGGGCAGCCCGGGCCGCCGCCGCCGCCGCCGCCGCCGCCGCCCGCGCGCCUGCUGCUGCUCCUGCUGCUGCCGCUGCUGCUGCCGCUCGCGCCCGGGGCCUGGGGCUGGGCGCGGGGUGCCCCCCGGCCGCCGCCCAGCAGCCCGCCGCUCUCCAUCAUGGGCCUCAUGCCGCUCACCAAGGAGGUGGCCAAGGGCAGCAUCGGGCGCGGCGUGCUCCCCGCGGUGGAGCUGGCCAUCGAGCAGAUCCGCAACGAGUCGCUCCUGCGUCCCUACUUCCUCGACCUGCGGCUCUACGACACCGAGUGUGAUAAUGCAAAAGGCUUGAAAGCCUUCUACGAUGCAAUAAAAUACGGGCCGAACCACUUGAUGGUGUUUGGAGGAGUCUGUCCAUCUGUUACGUCCAUCAUCGCAGAGUCCCUCCAAGGCUGGAAUCUGGUACAGCUCUCCUUUGCUGCCACCACCCCUGUGCUAGCAGAUAAGAAGAAAUACCCUUACUUCUUCCGGACGGUCCCAUCGGAUAACGCGGUGAAUCCAGCCAUCCUGAAGUUGCUGAAGCACUACCAGUGGAGGCGGGUGGGCACGCUGACCCAGGAUGUGCAGCGCUUCUCAGAGGUGAGAAACGACCUGACCGGGGUUCUCUACGGUGAGGACAUCGAGAUUUCGGACACCGAGAGCUUCUCCAAUGAUCCCUGCACCAGUGUCAAAAAGCUUAAGGGCAAUGACGUGCGGAUCAUCCUCGGCCAAUUUGACCAGAAUAUGGCAGCAAAAGUGUUCUGUUGUGCAUAUGAGGAGAAUAUGUAUGGUAGCAAAUACCAGUGGAUCAUCCCGGGCUGGUAUGAGCCUUCCUGGUGGGAGCAGGUGCACACAGAAGCCAACUCAUCGCGUUGUCUCCGGAAGCAUCUGCUCGCUGCCAUGGAGGGCUACAUCGGCGUGGACUUCGAGCCUCUGAGCUCCAAGCAGAUCAAGACCAUCUCCGGGAAGACGCCGCAGCAGUAUGAGAGAGAAUACAACAACAAGCGGUCAGGGGUAGGACCCAGCAAGUUCCACGGGUACGCCUACGACGGCAUCUGGGUCAUCGCCAAGACGCUUCAGAGAGCCAUGGAGACGCUGCACGCCAGCAGCCGGCACCAGCGGAUCCAGGACUUCAACUACACAGACCACACGCUGGGCAAGAUCAUCCUCAAUGCCAUGAACGAGACCAACUUCUUCGGGGUCACGGGUCAAGUUGUAUUCCGGAACGGGGAGAGAAUGGGGACCAUUAAAUUUACUCAAUUUCAAGACAGCCGGGAGGUGAAGGUGGGAGAAUACAAUGCCGUGGCUGACACGCUGGAGAUCAUCAACGACACCAUUAGGUUCCAAGGGUCCGAACCGCCAAAGGACAAGACCAUCAUCCUGGAGCAGCUUCGUAAGAUCUCCCUGCCUCUCUACAGCAUCCUCUCCGCCCUUACCAUCCUGGGAAUGAUCAUGGCCAGCGCUUUUCUUUUCUUCAACAUCAAGAAUCGGAAUCAGAAGCUGAUAAAGAUGUCGAGUCCGUAUAUGAACAACCUUAUCAUCCUGGGAGGAAUGCUUUCCUAUGCAUCCAUCUUUCUCUUUGGCCUUGAUGGGUCCUUUGUCUCUGAAAAGACUUUCGAAACCCUUUGCACCGUCAGGACCUGGAUUCUCACCGUGGGCUACACCACCGCCUUCGGGGCAAUGUUUGCUAAGACAUGGAGAGUCCACGCCAUCUUCAAAAACGUGAAAAUGAAGAAGAAGAUCAUCAAGGACCAGAAACUGCUCGUGAUCGUCGGGGGCAUGCUGCUGAUCGACCUCUGCAUCCUGAUCUGCUGGCAGGCUGUGGACCCCCUGAGGAGGACGGUGGAGAGGUACAGCGUGGAGCCGGACCCAGCGGGACGGGACAUCUCCAUCCGGCCUCUCCUGGAGCACUGUGAGAACACCCACAUGACCAUCUGGCUUGGCAUCGUCUACGCCUACAAGGGGCUUCUCAUGUUGUUCGGCUGCUUCUUGGCUUGGGAGACCCGAAAUGUCAGCAUCCCCGCGCUCAACGACAGCAAGUACAUCGGGAUGAGCGUCUACAAUGUGGGCAUCAUGUGCAUCAUUGGGGCGGCCGUCUCCUUCCUGACCCGGGACCAGCCGAACGUGCAGUUCUGCAUCGUGGCCCUAGUCAUCAUCUUCUGCAGCACCAUCACCCUCUGCCUGGUGUUUGUGCCAAAGCUCAUCACUCUGAGAACAAACCCAGACGCAGCCACUCAGAACAGACGAUUCCAGUUCACUCAGAAUCAGAAGAAAGAAGAUUCUAAAACCUCCACCUCAGUCACCAGCGUGAACCAAGCAAGCACAUCCCGCCUGGAGGGCCUGCAGUCAGAAAACCAUCGCCUGCGCAUGAAGAUCACAGAGCUGGACAAAGACUUGGAGGAGGUCACCAUGCAGCUGCAGGACACGCCAGAAAAGACCACCUACAUUAAACAGAACCACUACCAAGAGCUCAACGACAUCCUCAGCCUGGGGAACUUCACCGAGAGCACAGAUGGGGGAAAGGCCAUUUUAAAAAAUCACCUCGAUCAAAAUCCCCAGCUACAGUGGAACACAACAGAGCCCUCUCGAACGUGCAAAGAUCCUAUAGAAGAUAUAAACUCCCCAGAACACAUCCAGCGCCGGCUGUCCCUCCAGCUCCCCAUCCUCCACCACGCCUACCUCCCGUCCAUUGGAGGCGUGGACGCCAGCUGCGUCAGCCCCUGCGUCAGCCCCACCGCCAGCCCCCGUCACAGACACGUGCCACCCUCUUUCCGAGUUAUGGUCUCAGGCCUGUGAGGGUGGGAGGCCUGGGGCCGGGGCCUCCCCACGACAGAACCACACGGAGCAGAGGCCGCUGCUGCGGGAACACUGUCGGCUCUGGCUGUGGAGCAGCUGGCGCCACGGCUGGCCUUGUGGGGCUGCUCAGAUGGCACGCGGUCCACAGGAUGGGGGGCACUUGGCACCGACCUCGCGCCUUAUUUGUGAAGUUUUUAUUCUUUCACAAAGAAGAGGAAUGAAAAUGACCUCUUCCUUCAUGUCUGCCAAGGAAGAGCAGCUAGGAUAUUUGAAACUUUGCAAAAAAAAAAAAAAAAUCCUAGACAAGGAGAAAGUCGCUACAACUCCAGCUAGAAGUCACUGAGUGGCCCUGAGCAGCCUUGAGACGAGGCGGAGGCUUCCGGAGAAACCGCCUCUGCCGCUCCACACGUGCCACUGGCAGUGGCCCCCGGGCCAGCCCGUCUCCCCCCUGGGGAAGGAGGCAGGCAGGGCAGCCAAGCCUCCAGCGGCCAGCCCAGCCAACCCCAGCCUUCCUGGAACAGGGAGUCUUGCGGGAAGGGGGGCCAGGCACAGCUCUGCGGGCCAAGGGCUGGGGUACCCGUAGGCCGACUCACACAUUAACACAAUAACACCCAUUCCGGGACCGUGGGGAUUUAGGGCACGUCACUGCAGACACGCGCUGCAGCAUUCACCCACAGUCGGCCAUGCACCUUCCACGCCGCCCAUGUCUUUGUGUUCCUAUCAGGUGCUCCCCAUAAUAAGGGGAACACCCGGGCUAAUCACAGAAUGUCUGUUCCCAGCAAACACGAUAAAGAAAGAUUGUGCACUUUAACCUCUCUCAUCAGGGCCCAAGGGCUGGCUGGGGUUUUGUUUUGUUUUUUUCCACUGACUUUGUUUCUGACCAAAGUGAAUCGGGGGCAUCCGCUAGAGAACAUCCCGCAGUCAUGGGGAGAAUGUUGUUAGCUGAGAGCUUCCCUUACCUUCCAGAAGGCGGCCUUCAUCCAGACAAGCUGCAGGCUCUGCCCUUGGUGGGGGCCGGGGCGGGGUGGGGGUGAUCAAUCAGCAUACUUAGUCGCAUUCAUAAGAUCGCUCUUCCCUUUUAAAGGAAGCCCAGAGAGCACUGGCCUGGGAGUGAGACAGACCUGGGUUGGGGCCCUUGCUCCACUGCUAAGUCCUUCCAUGACCCUGGGCAGGUCAUGUCUCUCUGAGCCUGUCUCCCCUCACUAACAAACUGGGGUUGAAAUAACACCCGUCCUGCCUACCUCACAGGGUCGCUCUGAGGAUCAAAACUUGAUCUUGUCCAGAAAAGCUUCCUACCGAUCAGUGAAGCGGCCCUGACCCGUGAGGUAUCAGGAUGACCAUGACCUUCAGGACAGUCAGGGCUGUGGCCCAGAGAAGCACCCAGCACAGCCCUCUGCCAGGAUCCACCCAGCGGGAGAGGGGCUCCCGAUGACGUCUGUGACAUUCCUAGACAGGUUCAUUCUCUGCUAAAGAAAGGCCUGAGUGACAACGUCCGGGACGUCUCCACAACCGAGCACUCGCUCAGCUCCCUACAGAAACCUAACGGCAGCUUCAGCAGGCAGGCAAUAAUCUCUUCCCAGACCACUGAAGUCAGGAAUACAGCGCUGUCACCACCAGGUUUCCACAAAAGGGCCCACGGGAAUCUCAACCAUCACCAACAUUUCCAAACACCCUAUUUCACGUAGCACAGCAUUCCCCUCCCCUCCCCCAAAGAGAGGUUAUGGAGGAAUGUAGCUUUUAGGGGGGAAAAGAAUGCUAACACAUCACAGGUCAAGUUGAAGUCACUGUCUGUUUAGGCACUAAAAAUCGGUGUUGUCACUCACUGUGUAUUACAGUAUUUACUUGCUUUCUUGAUUUAACCAAACCAGAUUUAAUUUAAAGGAUCACAUUUAAUUUUUCAAGGGGAAAGAGACAAUUCAUUGUACAUAAUGUAUACACACACACACACACACACACAAACAAUACCUGUAGAAAUAUUAAUCCAACAUAGCAGGAAAAAAACACAAAAGUAUCAGACAGUCGGAGGUAAGUGUGUGCGUCCGUGACCCGUUGUGACUCCUGAGCGUGCACAGUCUUCUAGAUUAACCCACACAGUACAUUCUCUGUCUUAAUGAUACUGUAGGUUCACCCGAUUUUUUUUCAAUUUCCCCACAAAUAACAAGACCCACAGAAGUGACUCUAGCUAUUUAACAGUUCUGUUCUUUUAUAUGCAGCAAACACACCAUACAUUUCCUAAGAGGCUUCAGCCUGAAGGUGUUUUCCAAUGAACGUUAGUGCACAAAUGCUUUAAAUUAGGCUGGAACUGCCAGAAUCAAAUGUAAAUGAGGAGUUUCUCGUACCCCUGUUGCAUGGUAUCAAUUUUUAAUAAAUUGUUGCAAAUUUGUUUUUAUGAAUAAAAGGAAAAAAACUG